This is a messenger RNA of Hylaeus volcanicus, 1416 nucleotides long. RefSeq names its product translation initiation factor IF-2-like. NCBI's taxonomy places the organism in Eukaryota, Metazoa, Arthropoda, Insecta, Hymenoptera, Colletidae. The record is from RefSeq and is a predicted model, not a curated record. The transcript has a single exon. Bases 1 to 1416 code for a protein of 471 amino acids.
AUGCGGAGGGCGAACGCGGUGAGCUGGCAUCUGGCGGAUCCUCUGUUGACGACAUGGCAAGUUUGGAGGCAUGGGUACGGCGCCCACCCGCAAUGGGGUGCUUUGCUAAUGAACAUGGACAAACGAGGAUUAAGCGUCUACGGUGCAGAGGGCGUCGGAUCCCUCAGUACCGGCGCGGUGAGGAGUAGUCGACCAGGCUCCCCCGCGUCGUUAUCUUACGACUGGGAGAACCCCGGGGUGGACCACCAGGCCCCCGGGUUCAGCAAUGCGCCUGGUGAAGAGACGUCUGUAGCUGGGACCUCCUCCGCUGCGGCGUCUUCCAGCGUCAGGGUGCGCGAGGACGUGCUUCUCGCGCAGCCCGUCGUCCGGUUGGAGAGGGUGGAGGAGCGGGAGCUCCGCUCCGGCCGCCUCCUGGCGGCUGCAGACGCGUCCGGCACCGGCGCUGACUCCGACGGAUCAGACAGCUCGGUGUGGUCGGCGCGCUCCAUGCAGUCGCCGCUAAGGAGGAAGCGAGGUCGACCCCCUACUGCUGGGGAUUGUGCCGGCCUCGCCGACGCUAAGCGAAAGCCUAGCAAGAGGGAGCAGCGCCUGGCGAUGGACGUCGCGGACCAUUUAGUGUCCUCCGUCCAGAUCUCCAGGUCCUGCAAGCCCCUCAAGGGCGAAGAGGAGCUGGCGGCGGAGAUGCGCCACGCGCCGACCGCCGAACUCGGCUCUCGGAUUUUUGAGAGCUCGGAGGCGGUCCUGAGGGUUGCGAAAUGCUCCAACAACCUUCAGGGGCCGAUGGUCCGCCAGCUGCGGAUUGCAGCGGCCACCAUCAGACACGCUGCAAUCGAACAGGCGAAGCGUGUCAAGACCUCGGCCCGGGAGGUGGAGCUGGAGCGGACGGUCGCCGAGCUCAGGGCCCGCGUGACCGAGCUGGAAGCCCGGCUUGCGCGGGGCCCGGUCGCGCCUGCCGCGGUGCCGUCGGUGGCGCCGCCCGUCGAUCCGGCGGUAUCGGUGCCGGUGCCACCUUCGCAGGCGAGUGCGUCCUCGACGGCGAGGUCGAGUCGGCCUGCUGCCUCGAGGCCUGCGCCCGCCGGUCCGUCGCGGAAGCCUGCGAUGGGCGGCACGAUCCUCGCGCCGGACGUGGACGUCGAGGGCCUCAUCCGUCGCCUCUGCGGCGAGAUGGAGGUGCGCCUCGGGGCGCACCUGAGGGCGGUCUCGCUGGUGGCCGCCGCGAGCGGGGCUCCGCAGCGGGUGCCGCGGACCGCGCCGCCCCCUACUGCGGGUCCCUCCCAACCUGGUCCCUCGGCGGUGGGGAGCCGCCCCGGGACAGUCAGCGGGGAGCCCGCGAAAAAGAAGAGAGGCAGGAAGAGGAGCGGGAAGAAGCAAGCGGGUGGCGCCGCUGCCCAUCCUGCUCCGGCCUUGCCGGGCUGA